This is a messenger RNA of Ostertagia ostertagi, 912 nucleotides long. Lineage: Eukaryota; Metazoa; Nematoda; Chromadorea; Rhabditida; Trichostrongylidae. The record is from the annotation of a GenBank genome assembly.
AUGUUCGCUGAUCGAGAGACAGAAAUCUUCCGCGAACUUAUUGAUCCGAAUUUUCCUGACAUUGUCGACGUUGCAAAAACGUGUCCUCUGGUGAUGGUGAACUCCAACGAAUUGUUCGAGUUGACUCGACCAACACUUGCAAAGGUUGUGAAUAUUGGAGGCGUCGGCAUUCAGAUAAAGGAUGCCAAGCCGCUGACCAAGGAGUUCCAAAAAAUAGUGGACAGUUGUGAAGGCCUCGUGGUGUUCUCGUUCGGCUCAGUGACCGCAAGCCAUCGAAUGCCGCUUGAAUGGAAGCAGGCCUUUUUGGACCAGCAAUUUUCAACCUCUUGUAAGAAUUCCGCCCAACUGAUUGACUCUUGUGCAGAUCAACUUCCACCGAACGUUUACUUAUUCAAAUGGCUGCCGCAAGCAGAUCUUCUGAGAAAUCCCAAGACGGUAGCUUUCAUAUCGCAUGGAGGUUACAACAGUCUACAGGAAGCAGUCACAUCAGGCGUUCCAAUGAUAACCGUUGCUCUAUUUGGAGAUCAGCCACGAAACGUGAAGCUGGCGGAAAGGCACCACUUCGCUAUCGCAAUAAGAAAAGGCGACGUCAAAGCUGACACCAUUGCUGAAGCACUGGACAGGCUUCUGAAGGACAAGAGCUAUUCUGAAAACAUCAAGAGAUUGUCACAAAUGGUGAAGAAGAAGCCUGUGAGCGCAGAUCAUCUUCUGGUGGCGUGGUCCGAAUUUUUAGCCGAAUUCAAAACCCUGGAAAAUCUUGUUCCAGCCGGUACAAAACUAAAUUUCGUUCAGUAUCACUUCAUUAGACGUUAUCGCCUUCCUGUUGUCGAUCUUGGCCGUUAUUCUCUUCGUCUUAUGGAAAUUGUUGAAAUUAAUUUUGUUGAAAAUAUAUGCUUCAUUAACCCGUGUUAA